Malus domestica (apple) is the source of this 1259-nucleotide messenger RNA. RefSeq names its product cathecol O-methyltransferase 1-like. Gene Ontology annotation, biological process: methylation. The record is from RefSeq and is a predicted model, not a curated record. Lineage: Eukaryota; Viridiplantae; Streptophyta; Magnoliopsida; Rosales; Rosaceae. Gene Ontology annotation, molecular function: protein dimerization activity; O-methyltransferase activity; S-adenosylmethionine-dependent methyltransferase activity.
AAGUGGCAUUAAGCAUCACAAUACAAAUAUAGACAGUCCAAUGGCCCUGCAGCUGGAAGAAGAGGAAAACUUCGGCUAUGCCAUGCAGAUUGCGUUUUCUUCAGUGCUGUCCAUGUCUAUGCAAUCAGCAAUCGAGUUAGGCGUUUUCGACAUCAUAGCAAAAGCCGGUCCUGGUGCCAAGCUCUCUUCAUCAGAGAUUGUAGCCCAUAUCGGCAGCGGCACCAGGAAUUCUGAGGCACCGAUGAUGUUGGACCGUAUUCUAAGGCUCCUAGCCAGUCACUCUAUUCUCAUCUGCUCUUUUGUUGCUAAUGAAGAAGAUGGGUCUGAUUCUCAAAGGCUCUACAGCCUUGGCCCUGUGUCCAACUACUUUGUGACUAAUGAAGAUGGUGUUUCUUUAGGCCCCUUGAUGUCAUUCAUUCAAGACAAGAUCUUACUAGACAACUGGCCCCAGCUAAAAGAAGCAGUUACUGAAGGAGGAACUCCAUUUAAGAGGGUCCAUGGUAUCCAUUCUUUUGAGUAUCUAGAUUUAGACCCCAGGUUUAAUCAAGUUUUCAGCACAGGAAUGUUUAACCACACCGCUAUUGUCAUGAAGAAGAUUGUUCAUGUCUACAAGGGUUUUGAGAAACUUACUCAACUUGUUGACGUUGGCGGUAAUGUGGGAGUGAAUCUUAGUGUAAUCACUUCUAAAUAUCCUCAUAUUAAGGGUAUCAAUUUCGACUUGCCUCAUGUUGUAAAACAUGCCCCUUCAUAUCCUGGGGUCGAACAUGUUGGAGGAGACAUGUUGGCAAGUGUUCCAUCUGGGGAUGCCAUUUUUAUGAAGUGGAUACUUCACGAUUGGAAUGACCAAGACUGCAUAAAGUUGUUGAAAAAUUGUUACAACGCUAUUCCAGACAAUGGAAAAGUGAUUAUCGUGGAAGCACUUCUUCCGGCGAUGCCAGAGACUAGCACCGCCGUGAAGAGCACAUCCCAGAUUGAUGUGCUUAUGCUGACUCUUAACCGGGGAGCAAAGGAGCGGAGCCGAGAAGAGUUCAUGGCUUUGGCAACUGGUGCUGGAUUUAGAGGCAUUAAAUAUGAAUGUUUUGUCUGUAAUUGUUGGGUGAUGGAGAUCUUUAAGUAAACUCCUGCUUAGAAAAAGUUACACCACUUCAUGGAAGUGUACUCAUCAUGGCCUCCUGCCCCAUCAAUAACUCCGGCCCAUAAUUCCUGUCUCAGAAACACCUCUGUCUGUGAGCAUGAUCAAAAAAUUAUUUUUCUUAAAA